GUUAGCUUUCAUUUCACACCUCAGUUCACAGCUAUUAUCUCUCUCUCUCUCUCUCUCUACAUUUGAUUGCAACUUCUCACUGUAGAUCUGAAUUUCGAUCUAGUUCAGGAAUUUUGAGAGAUAAUGGGUCGUGGAGUUAGUAGCGGUGGAGGUCAGAGUUCUCUGGGGUACCUAUUCGGAGGCAACGAAGCUCCUGCACCAAGACCAGCUGCAACCAAUGUGGAGGCGCCCGCACCUACUAGGAAUUCAGCUCCUACGAGGAAUGCAGCCCCACCCCCAACUGCUGUGAAGCCAUCUGCUGCAGCACCAUCUGGUGGUGAUGCCCCCAAGCAGAUUCCAGCUGGCAUCCAAGGCAGCCAGACAAACAACAACUAUUUCCGCGCUGAUGGUCAGAACACCGGCAACUUCCUCACGGACCGACCAUCCACCAAAGUCCAUGCUGCGCCAGGAGGCGGAUCUUCACUGGGAUAUCUUUUCGGAGAUGGCAAGUAGUAUCUUCGACCCCUCUACCAAUUCAAAGAAGAAAUUGUCGUUUGCUGUGUUUGCUUGGUUCCCAUCUGAUGUAGGGAGCCGGCAUCUAGUAGCUUCAGACAUUGUGAAUUGUAAUAUAAUGUUAUUUUCUGUUUCCUAAAUCGAGUGUUGCUUCUUCCCUUGCUCCUCGAACGAAGAAGUUAAUUGCUGCUGUCUGGAUGCUUAAUGGCAGAUUAUUCACUGUAAUAGCUUGCUUCUCAUAUUGAAAUGUCGAUUGUGUUGAUGA
This is a messenger RNA of Salvia hispanica, 757 nucleotides long. RefSeq names its product protein SPIRAL1-like 1. Gene Ontology annotation, cellular component: cortical microtubule, transverse to long axis. Gene Ontology annotation, biological process: cortical microtubule organization. NCBI's taxonomy places the organism in Eukaryota, Viridiplantae, Streptophyta, Magnoliopsida, Lamiales, Lamiaceae. The record is from RefSeq and is a predicted model, not a curated record.